AUGGAUCGAGACCAGACUAAGCCACAACUUCGAGAAAGUUGCUCGUUAUCAGUACUGAAUCAACGGCAUCUAACUAUUGUUAAGAGCUCCAAAAGUUCUGAUAAUUUACAUCGUGUCGUGCUGAAUACUACUCCUCCACCACUUCGAAAAUCAUCUAUAUUUUUCAAUCUUAGGAGGUCAAGAAAACGAGAGAAAUAUAGCAAAAAAGGAGAACAAAGUAUAGAAAAUGAGGCAGUUCGAUCUAAAAUUACUGGUAGCUGCAGCUGUGGUGCUAAUGCUAGUGGUACAGCUGGUGCCAUUGGUACCUCUGGAGGUGCCUGUAAAAAAUACACUGAAAAGAUUAAGCAAAAAAAUGGCUUAAAUUUGUUAUUGACAUCAAAUUCCUAUUCAUCGAAAACUGAUGACUUGGCACAAUCAUGGCAAACGAGCAAUAUUAGCUCAUCGAGGUAA
Thelazia callipaeda (thelaziosis nematode) is the source of this 450-nucleotide messenger RNA. Lineage: Eukaryota; Metazoa; Nematoda; Chromadorea; Rhabditida; Thelaziidae. The record is from the annotation of a GenBank genome assembly.